Messenger RNA from Helicoverpa armigera (cotton bollworm), 1123 nucleotides. RefSeq names its product pseudouridine-5'-phosphatase. NCBI's taxonomy places the organism in Eukaryota, Metazoa, Arthropoda, Insecta, Lepidoptera, Noctuidae. The coding region runs from base 132 to 818 and encodes 228 amino acids. The transcript has 4 exons. Gene Ontology annotation, molecular function: phosphatase activity. The record is from RefSeq and is a predicted model, not a curated record.
CAAUAAGUCAAUGUCAAAAUUCAUAAAACUACUGUAGCGAGUAGCGACCGACGAAUGCUGAAAAUUAAAAAUAAGUGGAAAGGAUAAGACUAAAAUUUUCUUAUACACAUAUUUUUGAGAAAUAUUUUAUAAUGCAAUUCAAAAAUGUUACUCACGUAUUGUUCGACUUGGACGGAUUACUUCUCGAUUCAGAAAUCUUAUAUACAGAGGCCUUUACUGCUGUAUGCGCUAAAUAUGGCAAGAACUUCACCUGGGAAAUCAAAGCCAGCCUCCUGGGAUUCCAAGGUCAUGAAUGUGCUGAAAAAAUUAUAAAGACUUUGGAUUUACCUAUCACCAAGGAGGAAUUUAUGAAGGAGAGUUUCGAAUAUUAUGAGGUACUGUUCCCUAAAGUGCAGCUUAUGCCAGGCGCACAAAAGUUAGUUGAGCACUUGCACAAGAAAGGAGUACCUAUUGCUCUAGCUACCAGCUCUAGUAAGGAUAGCGUGGACAUGAAGAUGCAGAACCACAAAGAGUUCUUAGAACUAUUCCAUCACCUCACCAUGGGGUCAACUGACCCAGAAGUCACUAAGGGCAAGCCGGAUCCUGCUAUAUUCCUUGUCUGUGCUUCUCGUUUUCCUGAUAAGCCGAAACCAGAAGAUUGCCUUGUCUUCGAAGAUGCAGUGAAUGGAAUAAAAGCAGCAAAUGCAGCCAACAUGCAAGUUGUGGCCGUGCCUGAUCCUCGCAUAGACGCUGAUCAACUACAAACCGCUACAUUGGUCCUUAAAUCCCUUGAGGACUUUAAACCUGAGUUGUUCGGUCUUCCAGCUUAUGAUGAUUAGAAAAUCAUUGUUAUUAAGUAUUUGUUGGUGCUUGUAUUUAUAAAACUGUCAAUUGUCUAUCAUCACAUGAUCUGUACUUAUGUUAAAUCCACUACUUAAGUAGUACCUAUAUUAUAUUAUUUUUUUGGUGUUAAACAAAUGUUGUUUGAGAAACAUUUAAUGUUUUUCAAUUAAUUAUGUAAUAUAAGAUUAACAAUGUAAAUAUAAAGGCAGUAUUACACCAUAUUACAGUACCUGAGUGUGUUAACCAUUGACCUCUUAUAUCUAGUCAUAUUUAAAUAAAAAUACAAAACUUCACAGCACCA